AUGGCUGCCUCGCCAAGCUCAGUGGACGCCGCGUCAGAUGUAGAGCACCCGAGCUCUCCUGCUCCAGAAAGCAAAUCGUUCGCUUCGCGCCCCGAAGUCGACGAUGAAGACACCAUCAUUGCCACCCCUUCCGAGGCCGCUGAGAAGCCCGCUAGGAGCAAGGGUAAAGGAAAGGACAAGGACAAGGACAAGGACGCGCAGCCGCAGAUUGGCAAGAUUAGGCAUCUGAAGAAGGAGGAUGGAGAGCCUCUUUGGCGCAAGGAUAUCCAGUAUGACUUCUUAAGGGCCGUCUUCGACAACGAACAAAAGGUCUUCACCAACUCGUACGACUCCGAACUGGAAAAACAGUGCUUUGCCGACUUGUACAUCGACACAAUGGCUCGCAGUUCCAAGACGAGCAAAGUGCUGAGGGACAAGUUGAUGAAUGACCGAGAAGCCGCCAAGGGCAUGGCAAUGGUCUGUUUGCUGGUCAACAUGGGCCGCAUGAACACGACUCUCAACUUCUUUCCUGAAAUGCGAGCGCAGCUGCGGACAUACCACGCCAUUCCUUCUCUCCAGGCACAGCAAGAUCCUCACGCCUACAAACAGCUGCAGGACGCCCCGCGUCUCAAGUCCAUCCUCAAGGGUGGCGCGGAAGACCGGGACGAGCCGAAUUCCCUUGACAAGAUCAAGCAGCAAGCGAUCCCUCGCACAAACCCAGUCAAUCUCAUCUUUGUAAUGUGUAACUCGGCGCAAAAAGUCGCAGAGCUGCACUUUCCACUCCAUCGCGAGUUUCACGAUGUCAUCAUGAAAACUCAAUACACUAGCAUGUCGAGAGCAAAGGCCUUUCUGUGGCUAAUGUGGUUCUAUCUCGAGUCUGAUUUUACGGAGGAGGGAUGCGAGGAGAAUCCUUUCGGCCCCGGUGUAGACUACGGCCUCGACGUCGCCAACCAAGGUGUCCCUAAGCUCGAAGAGAUGACCGAGGAGCAGGAAGCCGCGGAGAAUGUUGAUCCAGCUGUCGAGAUUGAAUUUGGCCAUGAGAAACAGAAAAUCCGUGCCACAAUCUUGGAGAUGGAUCAUCAGUUCCUGACGGAGCGAGAGAAGCGCGGCAAAGCUCGGCCAUCAAUGGCAGACGACGGCCCUGCGAUUCUGCCGCGAAUCAGGCCCUCCAAACACGAAUCUGACAUUGAGAGCACGCGAUCAACACCACCCCCGAGAGUACUAGCCCGGAAUAUCGCCGUUAUGAAUGGACGUAGAACGGUUCCUCUCAAGUAUCAGAUUUUCGAGGGUUCCUCGCCUGCUCGGCACGGAAACGAGAGUGGUGUUGUCGCCAGAAAGCCUCGUCCACCAACAGCCCAUCAACUUGCUGUUGAGCGAAAUCGAAGCCAAAGGGUCGAGUACAUACUAGACCGUGGCCUCCGAAAACACCAUCAUAAAAGCAGAAAGGUCAGGCGCCAAGAGGGUGCCAUUGUGAGAACGUACCGCCGCUUGAAGGCUCAAGCUGAUCCUUUCGAGGACAGUGAUGGCGAGGGCCAUACUCCACGCAACUUGGCUGUCAAUGGUGAUAAGGGCAACAAUGUCUUCCGAGAAAGGGGAAUCGGCGGUCUCUGCCUCUUGGCCACCGAUAAGGAUGACUAUGGCGAGGAGGUGAGCUCAUAUGCCGCCGCCAUUCGACGAUCAACGCGCCGUCUCGCUCGUUGGCGAGGACACGAAGAUGAGCUUGGCGUUAUUGCCGCAGUCAAGAAGCCCAAGCCAGCUACAGCCAACGAGAAUGCCCACGGUGAGAUUGUGGUUGAUGCCCCAGACCUCGCCGCCGAAGGUUCUGAUGUCAGGGUCAACGGCAAUGCAUCCAGGGCCAAUGACAAGGACGCAAAUGGCGACGCUGCCACACUAGAUGAUGUGGACAUGGAGGAUGUCGACAACGCGGCGCUUGCGGAUGAAGACAUUGAUGACCCGGAUAAGACAGAGGUCAUGGUGGACUCGGAGGGGGAGUAG
This is a messenger RNA of Trichoderma virens Gv29-8, 1974 nucleotides long. RefSeq lists its product as uncharacterized. The record is from RefSeq and is a predicted model, not a curated record. Bases 1 to 1974 code for a protein of 657 amino acids. Lineage: Eukaryota; Fungi; Ascomycota; Sordariomycetes; Hypocreales; Hypocreaceae. Gene Ontology annotation, cellular component: Ino80 complex. The transcript has 2 exons.